Molecule: messenger RNA, 1445 nt
Organism: Rhipicephalus sanguineus (brown dog tick)
Lineage: Eukaryota; Metazoa; Arthropoda; Arachnida; Ixodida; Ixodidae
Gene: Adat1
Product: tRNA-specific adenosine deaminase 1
Exons: 11
Coding region: 146-1426 (426 amino acids)
Biological process (GO): RNA processing
Molecular function (GO): RNA binding; adenosine deaminase activity
Source: RefSeq, a predicted model, not a curated record
UAUUCCAUGUGUACGAUUUCUAAGCGCGUGUGUGGCCGGUGUGGCGCGUGCGUUGCGCGUGCAGCCAAAAACGCUAAUCAUAGGCGCGAAUAAACUUCGUUAAUCUCCAGUGUUGAGCAAGAGCAACGUUGGUGUAAACGGGGUCAUGGCUCAAAUAGACGACUUCGCCGAAAGGGUUGCUUCAAUUUGCUACUUGGCAUACGAUGGCCUUCCAAAAACAGGAAAGCCUUCCAGAGAUUGCGAGUGGACGCUCCUGUCUACGUUGUUAUUGCAGGAUGUCAACCAAGAUACAUUACAGAUUGUAUCAUUUGCAACUGGUACGAAAAGCAUACCCACAGAUCAUGCUUGCAGACUUGGCAACCAGGUAAUUGACAACCAUGCUGAAGUGUUAGCCCGGAGGUGCUUUCUCAGGAACACUUGCAUCUACCUUCAAGUGGAGUGUUUCUUGUUUGUCUACUCUGAACUUCUAAAGUUGGCACAUGGUGGAGAUUCGUCUGUUUUUGAAACCACAGACUCUUCUGUAUUUGAAUGUCGACUGAAACCAGGAUUGAAGAUUCACCUCUUCUCAAGUCAUACUCCAUGUGGUGAUGCUUCCAUCUUUCCCAAAACUGGGGAUGUGUCAUCUGCAGCGGAAGUUGAAGAUGUAGAAAAUGAUGCAACGCCUUCAAAGCGACCCAGAUUAGAUCCCGAUAUAUAUAGGACUGGUGCCAAGUGUGUGCCAGGUGUGGCCCAGGACAAGAAACUGCCUGGUGCAGACUACCACCAACUGGGUGUGACUCGGACCAAGCCUGGCAGGGGCGCUAAAUCUCUCUCCAUGUCAUGUAGUGAUAAAAUGGCCAAAUGGCGCUGCUGUGGCCUUGAGGGGGCAUUACUGUCCCAUUUUAUUGCAGGCGAUGAACCACUGCGUUUGUCGUCGGUGAUUGUUGCUGGGUGUCCAUACAGUGAAGAUGCCAUGAGACGUGCACUUGAUGAGAGGCUUUCAGUUUCAGACGACGUUCCAGCCCUUGAGUUUCACUACAGUAUGAAAACAUUCUGCCAUUCCCGCCUUAAAGCUGUUGAAAACAAUGCUGAUUCUGCCAUUCCAUGUGCUUCAAGCAUUAUGUGGUGGCUCGGAUCGGACAAGUCAGUGUAUGUAGGAGUGAAUGGCUACAAGCAAGGAGUUACUCGCAAGAACCUUUGCAAACCAGUGGCUAGGUUACCAGUUUGUAGAAGUGAGCUGUUUGAGCUGUUCCACAAGCUAAUGCAUGAAAUCUCACCAGGAAGACUGCCCAAGACUCUCAGGAAAGAUGACCUGCGAACUUAUGCACAAUUCAAGCAGGCUGCAAAGGUCUAUCAGAAAAGGAAGGUAGGCUUUCAUGCCCACUUGCCUGGAUGGACCAGCAAAUCUCCAGACCUGCAGAACUUCACAAUUGCUGAAAGUGCGUGAUCCUCAGCGUGAGCAGUGA